UUGCAGUACAUCAUGCAGAUCUUUGUGAAAACCCUUACAGGAAAGACCAUUACCCUAGAAGUAGAACCUUCAGACACCAUUGAAAAUGUCAAGGCAAAAAUUCAGGAUAAGGAAGGCAUCCCCCCAGACCAGCAGAGAUUGAUCUUUGCUGGUAAGCAGUUGGAGGAUUGUCGAACUCUUUCUGACUACAACAUCCAGAAAGAAUCUACACUACAUUUGGUUCUCAGGCUUCGUGGUGGUCAAUAAAGUAUUCCGGAUGAAAUGUUCAAAUUUCCUUUAAUU
Molecule: messenger RNA, 282 nt
Organism: Homarus americanus (American lobster)
Lineage: Eukaryota; Metazoa; Arthropoda; Malacostraca; Decapoda; Nephropidae
Product: ubiquitin
Exons: 1
Coding region: 13-246 (77 amino acids)
Biological process (GO): protein ubiquitination; modification-dependent protein catabolic process
Cellular component (GO): cytoplasm; nucleus
Molecular function (GO): ubiquitin protein ligase binding; protein tag activity
Source: RefSeq, a predicted model, not a curated record